Molecule: messenger RNA, 1269 nt
Organism: Balaenoptera acutorostrata (minke whale)
Lineage: Eukaryota; Metazoa; Chordata; Mammalia; Artiodactyla; Balaenopteridae
Product: UL16-binding protein 2
Biological process (GO): immune response; positive regulation of T cell mediated cytotoxicity; antigen processing and presentation of endogenous peptide antigen via MHC class Ib
Cellular component (GO): external side of plasma membrane
Source: RefSeq, a predicted model, not a curated record
AUGAAUCUUAUGGCUCAGAAUGAAGACCAGGACCCAGCCCUCACCAAAAGAGAGAGAGACGUUCACUCUCUUUGCUACAACUUCACCGUCCAUCCUAAGCCCAGACCUGGACAACCAUGGUGUGUGGUUCAAGGCCAGGUGGAUGGAAAGGUUUUUCUCUCCUAUGAUUGUGGUGGCGCUAAGAUCCAAUCCAUGAGUCCCCUGGGUGAAGAGGUGAAAGCCACAAAGCCUGAACAAGGGCAGAUGGAAACACUCAAAGAUGUCGGAGACUGGCUCAAGGAGCAGCUGCCUGAUGUUACCCCGGAGAAACACAUGGCCAGGGACCCUGUCACCCCGCAGGGCAGGAUGACAUGGUGUGAAGACGAUGGACGCACCAGUGGAUCCUGGCAGUCUGGCUUCAACGGACGGAUGUCGCUCCUCUUUGAUUCAGAGAAUGGACAGUGGACAGUGGUUCCUUCUGGAAGCAGACGGAUGAAAGAGAAGCGGGAGAGUGACAGAGCUGUGACCGAGUUCUUCAAGAAGACCUCCAUGGGAGACUGUAGGGCCUAGCUUCAGGAUUUCUUGAUGCACUGGGAGAAAAUGUUGAAGACAAGGGCAUCACCCACCACGGUCCCCCCCGCUAAAGCCCAGACCAGGGCCACAGCCAUCAAGCCCAUCACUUGGAUCCUCCCCGUGGUCCUCUCCUGGUCCAUCACAACUAGCAUCCUGGGUGGAGUCCGCUACAAGAACAGGUUUGAACUUUGUGAGACCACUUUAACUCGGAUUGUUUUCAAUAAAUACAGUACUACUCGAUCUGCCGUUGGUUUAGUCCGGGGUUGGUUGAAUCCUCCAAUGAGGAAUCGUGGAUACGGAGGGCUGUCUAUGGGACCUGAGCACCAGAGGAUUUUGGUAUCCCAGUCGAACUGUCCCUUUGCCAUGGUGGCUUCUCCACAUGUUCUCAUGACAAGUCACCAGCGGAGCCCCACGGCAGAUGAGCUAAAAAGUGCUGAUGAACCACAGCCGCCGCGGCGGGUCCCGCUCCCCCUCGACGCCGCUCGGGACGCAGCCGGCCGAGCUCCGGCCGAGCCGGGGCGGCGGGACGUCGGGGAGACAGACAUUCGAGAGAAGAUUGAGGGAUUCAAACUGAAAACCCCGAGGAGAGAGUUUUCGGAACUUCUCUUGUGCUUGCAAACAGCGACAGCCUCAAGCUGGGAAAGCAGCGUUGGGUGGACCGGGCAGGCGAGGACCGCGCCCCACCGAUCGCAGGCGCUCGGCCCCGGAGACGGGUGA